AUGGUUGACUUCAAUCAGCACGUUGACAGCUCCUCUUCCAUCCCGUCGGAGAAGUUUUUGACUAUGAUGGAAUCUUAUGGCUUUCAUCAAUAUGUGACGGGUCCAACGCAUGACAAGGGCCACAUGCUUGACCUUGUGUUCGCAAGGCCCGAUGAUGGCCUUAUCUCAUUCGCAUCUGUCACUAGUAGGAUCAGUGACCAUCAUACUGUGGAGUGUCGUCUGACGAUCUGUCCACCACUUUGCCCAACAAAGCGGGUGCUCUAUCGCCUUCUUAAAUCGAUAGAUUGUGAUGCUGUUGAAGAAGAUAUUCUGGCUCUGCCCCUGCUGACCAAUCCGGAGACAUCUCUGGAUGGACUGGUAGCACUGUACAACGACGGGCUUACUCUUCUGCUGGACAAGCACGCGCCAGUGAAGAUGAAGUCUAUCGUCUUAAGACCGUCUGCGCCAUGGAUAAAUGAAGAAAUUCAACUGAGGAAAGCUAAAAGAAUCUGGAGAAUGAACAAACUGACCGUCAGCUUUGAGAUCUACAAGGACCACGCCCAUCGGUACUCGGUUUUACUCAAAAGAGUGAAGUCAGUACACAUGCAGAGUGAGGUGGCUGAGUGUGGCACUAACCAGCGGGCACUGUAUGGAUUGGUGAAUCGGCUAAUGGGAAAGAGUGAUGUGUCUAGCCUCCCACCCCACUCCUAUGAACAAGUUCUAGCAGACAACUUUGGUGAAUUUUUCAGCUCCAAAGUGUCCAAAAUUCGAGCAGCCAUAGAUGCUGCUGCAAAACGGAGUGAGGUGGAGAUGAAUAACGUCGUACCGCAUCAGUUCUUGUCUAGUCAUGGCGAAAAUGCUGUACUUUGUGUUUUUGUGCCGGUUUCAGAUGAAAUGGUGAAGAAUUUCAUCAUGGCAUCGCCUACUAAAUCGUGUCGUCUUGAUCCAGUUCCAACUUUUCUUCUCAAGAAAGUUUUGUGUCCACUCGUACCUACCAUAACUAAAAUUGUGAAUCUCUCUCUCUCGACGGGAACUUUCCCGUUGGGCAUAAAGCAUGCGAUGGUCACGACUCUUGACGCCAGCGAUCUGGGAAAUUACCGCCCGGUCUCCAACCUCUCUUUCUUGUCAAAACUGAUAGAGAGGAUUGUUGCAGCUGAGUUGAUGGACCAUCUUGCAGCCUUCGACGUGUUACCCACCCCCCACCCCCGUCAAUCUGCCUACUGA
Daphnia pulicaria is the source of this 1203-nucleotide messenger RNA. RefSeq lists its product as uncharacterized. The transcript has a single exon. The coding region runs from base 1 to 1203 and encodes 400 amino acids. The record is from RefSeq and is a predicted model, not a curated record. Lineage: Eukaryota; Metazoa; Arthropoda; Branchiopoda; Diplostraca; Daphniidae.